GUCUAGUUAAUUUCCAAUUAAGUUCGGUGCAAGUUGCUAAUUGUAAUUUUAGCAACUUGCUGUCGUAUCAUUGUGAUUUACAAAUUUAUUUUUAAAUUGUUUACAAAACAGAUAAGUAAUUGUUGGAACUUCAUGAUUUGUUAUCGAGUAUGACGUAUAUAAUAUUAUUAUGAUUUUAUGAUCGGCACCGUUUUAGUAUAUCAUAUUAUAAGUAACAAUUAAAUCAGUCACAAUCUGUGCAUUGACAUAACCACCGUCAAUAUCCAGUCUACUGAACCACAUAGCAUUGAAACUUGAUACAAACGGAAUGAGAUAUGAUAAAGUACAAGAGUUUUAUCCCAGCCCAGGACAAACUGAAAGGAAGAAUUUGCUUUGCUGUUAUAACGAUAUUCGUGCUCGCGUUUUACUACUCGAAGAAGUUAACGACACGAAUGUCACAUGAAUUGGACAUUGUGAGUACGGGACGCGUAUUGCUAUCAAUUAACAACACCAAUGAAACAACUCAGACUUCAAUAUUCGAAGACAUUUUCAUUUUCGAAGAACGCACUUUGACGAUAUUUAUCACAUCCACUGUGUCACUGUACUUAUUCCUAUUUUUAGGGGUAGUGUGCAAUCGUUAUUUGGUACCAUGUAUUCAUAUAAUAUCAAUGAGAAUGAAAUUAAGCCAAGAUGUUGCGGGGGCGUCUGUAAUGGCUGCUGCAGUUGCUUGUCCCGAAUUAUUUGUCAAUAUACUCGCAACUUUUUUUACUGAAGGUGAUGUUGGAAUUGGUACAGUAGUGGGGACGGGUUUAUUCAAUUUACUAUUAGUCCCCGGCCUUUGUAUACUUAUGGCUGAAAAUAAAACUAUACAUCUAGAGUAUUGGCCAAUCACACGUGAUGUCAUGGCAUACUUGUUAACUAUUACAUUAUUAGUAUGGACGUUAGCCGAUAGUAAAGUAUAUGCGUAUGAGGCUUUGAUCUUAAUUUUAGUAUACGUUUUUUACUUAAUAAUUCUUUCUUAUAGCAAUUAUUUAAAUAAACUAUUCAAGCGAUGUUCUCGAAGACUAGAGCCAACGACUGAAAUUCAAAAUGAAAAUCGUCCUAUUCUCCCAUUAAAUGGAAUCGAAUCAAAUGGGUUCAUGGUUCACGAACAUAUAAUUUUACCAACAUGGAAAGACCGGAUUUGUGAUUAUCUUUUGUCAGUCAAAAAUGUAUUAGUCUGGCCUAUAGUUUUAAUACUAAAAUUGACAGUUCCUAGCUCUAAUAGUCAAGACAGAGUCUUUUGGGUGCCAAUUACUAUGUUUAUGUGUGUGUUUUGGAUUGGAUGUGGAUCGUUUGUCGUUGUAGAGUUAAUCACUAUCAUAGGAAAUGAAUUUUCAAUACCCGAUUCUGUCAUGGGUUUAACAUUAUUAGCAAUCGGAAUGAGUGUUCCAGAAAUGGUUUCUAGUAUUGCCGUGGCACGUCAAGGCCAAGGGACAAUGGCGUUAUGUACUGCAUUGAGUUCAUCUACAUUCGACGUGUUGAUUUGUCUUGGUUUACCCUGGUUCGUAAAAGCAAUGUGGUUUCACAAAAAGGGUUCCAGCGCAUCUAUAGACGUUCAUUCAAGAGGACUUGAUGACAGUGCUAUAGCUGUCAUGAUUACUACAAUUGGGUUUAUGAUAUUGAUGUGGGUCAAACAAUUUGUACUGACUAAGCGAACUGGAGUAUUUUUCGUUUUGAUGUGGUUAUUGAUUUGUUCUGCAAUGGUUUACAACGAGUACAGGCCUACAACUUAAAUGGCUACAACACGAUUGCACAGUUUAGACAUCAAUUAACUAUUUGGCACAAAGUAACUGAUGAAAAGGGUAAAACGGAUGGUAUUGUGGGUGACAGCAGAUGAUUAUAAUAUUAUGUUAUCAGCUACGGAUUUGAAACUCUGUACCAAGUCAAAACAACCAGUUGAUAAUUGUACAUAUAAAUAAUUCAUCUAUUUUUAAAAGAAGACCGUUUUGCAAUUAUAAUGCAAUUUGAAAAUAUUAUUAUGACUAAUGUAACGUUUACAACUUUAAUUACAAUUUAACCAUGGAAA
Molecule: messenger RNA, 2047 nt
Organism: Adelges cooleyi (spruce gall adelgid)
Lineage: Eukaryota; Metazoa; Arthropoda; Insecta; Hemiptera; Adelgidae
Product: sodium/potassium/calcium exchanger 3-like
Exons: 10
Coding region: 315-1754 (479 amino acids)
Biological process (GO): calcium ion transmembrane transport; intracellular calcium ion homeostasis
Cellular component (GO): membrane
Molecular function (GO): calcium channel activity; calcium, potassium:sodium antiporter activity
Source: RefSeq, a predicted model, not a curated record